Molecule: messenger RNA, 7386 nt
Organism: Botrytis byssoidea
Lineage: Eukaryota; Fungi; Ascomycota; Leotiomycetes; Helotiales; Sclerotiniaceae
Exons: 4
Coding region: 1-7386 (2461 amino acids)
Biological process (GO): secondary metabolite biosynthetic process; fatty acid biosynthetic process
Molecular function (GO): 3-oxoacyl-[acyl-carrier-protein] synthase activity; phosphopantetheine binding; fatty acid synthase activity
Source: RefSeq, a predicted model, not a curated record
AUGGCCGUACCAAGCGAACCUAUAGCCGUCAUAGGCACAGGCUGUCGAUUCCCAGGUGGCGCCUCUUCACCUUCUAAAUUAUGGAACCUUCUCCAUCACCCAUACGAUUUGACUCAAAAGGUUCCAUCCUCACGCUUCAACAUCAAGGCCUUCUAUCAUCCCAAUGGUGAACACCAUGGAACGACCAACGCAACCAAAUCAUAUUUUCUUAAUGAAGACCCAACGACAUUUGAUGCUCCAUUUUUUAAUAUCAAUCCGAGAGAAGCAGAGGCGCUUGAUCCGCAACAGCGAUUACUUUUGGAGACCGUCUAUGAGGCUCUAGAAGCUGCGGGAUUGUCGAUCGAAGAAAUGCAAGGCACUUCUACUGCAGUAUACGUAGGACUCAUGUGCGCCGACUAUUUUGAUGUUCUGAUGCGAGACAUUGAAGAUAUCCCGCAAUAUCUAGCAACAGGAACAGCACGCAGUAUCAUGUCGAAUAGAAUUUCUUAUUUCUUCGACUGGAAAGGACCCUCGAUGACGAUUGACACUGCGUGCUCAUCGAGUUUGGUUGCCGUUCAUAAUGCCAUUUCCACACUUAGAAGUGGACAAAGUCGGACUGCUAUAGCCGCUGGUGCAAAUUUAAUCUUUGGUCCAGAAAUGUAUAUUGGAGAGUCAAAUCUUCAUAUGCUUUCACCGACGGGGAAGUCUCAGAUGUGGGAUUCCAAAGCUGAUGGAUAUGCACGUGGUGAGGGGACCGCGGCAAUUGUUUUGAAGACUCUGAAGAACGCUUUGGAAGACGGGGAUGACAUUGAGUAUAUAAUUCGCGAGACUGGUGUUAAUUCAGAUGGUAGGUCUAAAGGUAUUACCAUGCCACUUGCUGCAUCUCAAGCCGAUUUGAUUCGUCAGACAUAUGCUCGAGCUGGACUCGACUGUACGAAGCCUUCGGAUAGAUGUCAAUACUUCGAAGCUCACGGCACCGGAACACCGGCAGGAGAUCCAGUUGAAGCAGAAGCAAUCAGCAGUGCUUUCUUCCCACAAAGAUCAGACACACCGAAUUCAGAGCCCCUUCACGUUGGCUCCAUCAAAACGGUAAUUGGCCAUCUAGAAGGUGCAGCAGGACUAGCAGGUAUCAUAAAAGCCGGAUUGGCAAUGAAAGAGAAAACUAUCCCACCCAAUCUGCAUUUUCAAAGUCUCAACUCAGCAAUUGAACCUUUCUACGGAAAUCUGAAUGUUCCCACGGCUCCAUUACCAUGGCCGGUAGUUGAGGGACCUCUCCGCGCCAGCGUUAAUUCGUUUGGUUUCGGCGGUACCAAUGCACAUGCUAUUCUUGAAAGUUACGAGCCUUGUUCAACUACGCCAGGCUUGGACUCGACAGCAGUCAUUCCAUUCACGAUAUCUGCGAUUUCCGAGGACUCUUUAACUCAGAACAUCACGAACUUUAGCGAUUAUAUUGAAGAGAAUGAAGAGGUCAAUCUAAUAGACUUGGGGUAUUCAUUACUGGGCCGAAGUAACUUCCCAACCAAAGCUACAUUUGUGGCAUCGAACACGGAAGAUUUGUUAGAUCAACUUGAGAAAGUCAUAAUAGCAAAAGAAGAGAACUCUAAUCUAGCUGUUGGCACUCGGUCGACAAAUGUAAAUGAUAAAUCAUCAAGGAAGCUUCUGGGUGUUUUCACGGGUCAAGGUGCACAAUGGCCAGCAAUGGGAAAAGAGCUGAUCGCCAAUAUACCCUCAUUCUCUCAGACAAUUGAUUCCCUUGAGAAAUCACUUCGUGAACUUCCAGAUGCUCCAAAAUGGUCAUUGAAAGAGGAAAUUGUCGCGCCAGUCGGAAAAUCCUCAAUUGAAAAAGCCGAGUUUUCGCAACCUCUUUGCACAGCUCUACAGAUUGCUCUUGUAGACUUGUUGAAACUGAUUGGAGUCACAUUCUCUGCUGUUGUUGGACAUUCUUCCGGAGAAAUUGGUGCUGCUUAUGCUGCAGGCAGGUUGACGGCUGAUGAUGCCAUUCGUAUCGCUUACUAUCGUGGUCUUCAUGCACACCUUGCAAAAGGUAAGGGUGGAGAAGAUGGUUCGAUGAUGGCGGCAGGAUUGAGCUUCGACGAGGCUCUCGAGUUCUGCACUGGCGAAGAAUACCAGGGAAAAAUUUCCAUUGCAGCCAGCAAUGCUCCAAAGACAGUCACUCUCAGUGGCAACAAAGAUACUAUCGAAAAAGCAAAGACGACACUUGAUGACAGAGGUAUCUUUGCCCGGGUUCUCAAAGUUGAUACUGCGUACCACUCCGAUCACAUGUUACCCUGCUCAGAACCAUACACAAGAUCACUUGCUACCUGCAAGAUAUCUCCUAAGCCUAGCUCACCAGAUUGCACGUGGAUUUCAAGUGUGCAUUUGAGGAAUAUGUCCAAUGAAUCUUCCAAACUUGAGACACGAUACUGGCUAGACAAUCUUGUCUCGCCAGUCAGGUUUUUCGAGGCCGUCAGCAUAGCUGCUAAAGAAUUUGGUCCAUUCGAUGCUGCAAUUGAAGUUGGUCCACAUCCCGCACUUAAAGGACCAGUAGCACAAAUAUUCAAGCAUGCUGUCAAUGCGGUUGUGCCAUAUUCAGGGGUACUAUCUCGUGGAGAGAAUGAUUCGAUCGCAUUUGCCAACGCACUAGGGUUCUUGUUGAAUCACAUCAACGGAAAGAGAAUAAGUUUCAAAAAAUACCUCGACGCUAUUUCAGGCGGUGUGGUUACGACCCCUAAGCUUUUGAAGGGUUUACCAACCUAUUCAUGGGAUCAUAGUCGUACUUUCUGGUCCGAAUCUCGAAUUUCUCGCAAUUAUCGCAACAGAGUCGAUCCGCCCCAUGAACUCUUGGGCGUCAGAUGCGCUGAUGACACAGAUAUGGAGUAUCGCUGGCGAAACAUACUUAAACUUGAUGAGCUGCCAUGGGUUGCCGGACACAAAUUCCAACGCCAAACCUUGGUCCCUGCUGCGUUCUAUUGCUCAAUGGCGUUAGAAUCUUCAAAGGUGCUUGCUAAUGGCAAGCCAAUCCGUCUGGUCGAGCUGCAUCAAGUGGACAUUGAAAGAGCGAUCAAUCUUGAGGAAAACAAUGCAGCAGUCGAGGUUAUGUUUGCACUCAAACCUACAUCUUCAAGUACCAGUGGUAGUGAUGAGAUUAUUUGCGCAGAUUUCUGGUGUACCGCUGCGCCAAGUGGCAAACCAAUGUCAAAGAUUUUCUCGGGCCGCAUUGAGAUGACGCUUGGAACUCCAUCUCCUGACGCCAUGUCUAUUCGCUCGCCCGUACGACCAGUGCUUGGCCCACUUAACGUGGACAGAUUCUAUGACAGCUUGGCUAAUGUUGGUCUUGAGUUCACUGGAAUCUUCCGAGGCAUUGAAAAAGGUCAACGCCGAAUGCAUAUCUCUUCGCUCGAAGGAAGAAGAUAUUUAUCUGAUACAGGAUUAUUGGUACAUCCGGCGUUUUUGGACAUGACAUUACAUGCAACAUUAGCGGCAUUUGCAAGUCCUGGUGACGAGCGCUUCUGGACACCACAUUUGCCAAGAAAAAUUGCCAAGAUGAGUUUCAACAUUGCGCUUUGCGAAGCAGCAUUCGAGAAGGAGACAUCCCUGGCCGGAAUGGAUGGGUAUAUCACCGAAGUCACACCCACCACUGCUAAUGAUGCAGCCACUUAUGUUGGCGACGUUGAUGUUUUUGAUCCAGUGACCAACGAAAUCGAGAUUCAAAUCGAAGGGUUGCAAAUGCAAUCAUUUACGGCAGCGAGACCUUCUCAGGAUCGACAAUUAUACCUUGAAACUUUGUGGGCAGCUGAUAUCUCGGGUGGUAUCAUUUCCGAAGCUGAUAUUGAGGAUGAUGAUCCAAAGGCACUUCACUUGAUCGAUUUGGGCGAAAGACUUUCUUAUGCUUACAUGCGUCACCUGAUGUCUGAGAUUAAGCCUGAGAGUAUCCCAGACCAUCAUCGUCCUUUGUUCAACUGGAUCAAUCACGUCACAGAUCUCGUUUCCAAAGGAACACAUCCUUCGAUAAAGCCGGACUGGAACAACGAUGAUCUCCAAGAAUUGAUUGCUAUGGCUUCCAAAUAUCCAGAUUGCGUCGAUCUCGAAUUGAUGCAAGCUGUGGGUAACAAUCUUCCUGAUGUUGUAAGAGGUACAACGACGAUGUUGGAACAUAUGUUGCCAAACGGACUUCUUGAUAGAUUGUACACUGAAGGCAUUGGGAUGGCCACGUCGAAUAAAUUCGUUACAGCGGCAAUGACGAAGAUCGGGCAUCGUUACCCAAAAAUGCGUGUCUUGGAGAUUGGUGCAGGAACUGGAGGGGCCACUAAAGGUAUUUUUACAGGAAUCGGGGAUGCAUUUGCUCAUUACACUUUCACGGAUAUAUCGACUGGCUUUUUUAUGAAAGCCAGAGAAGUUUUCAGUGACUAUGCCAACCGCAUGACGUUUAGCCUCCUCAACUGCGAGAAAGAUCCCUUGGAGCAGGGGUACGAAGCUCACUCUUUCGAUGUCAUCGUUGCAUCAAACGUUCUUCAUGCGACCGAGUUUCUCGAGAAGACGAUGAGAAAUGUCCGGACGCUCUUGAAGCCUGGUGGAUAUCUUUGUCUUCUAGAAUGUACUGGUCAUCUCGAACGAACUGGAUUCCUCAUGGCUGGUUUACCUGGUUGGUGGCUCGGGGGUGCAGAUGGGCGACCAUAUCGUCCCACUAUCUCACCACCAGAAUGGGAUGCAAUUCUGAAGAAGACUGGAUUUACAGGUGUUGAUGCUAUUGUCAAUGAUUUCAAAGACAAAUCGCGUUACACGGUCUCUGUAAUUCUUAGUCAGGCCCUUGAUGACGAUGUCCAAAAGCUUCGAGAACCGCUUCAAUAUCAUCCGGAAUCUACAGGAAAGGACCUUAUUGUUAUCGGAGGAUCAGGUGUUGCCACCCAAUCACUUGUUGAGACGAUAAGAAAAGAUAUGCCAUCCUGGGAGACACGUAAGACAACUGUUCUUGCCACCUGGGAGGAGGCAUCAAAGCUCACAAUUCCGUUUGGAACCACAAUUUUGAGUGUCGCAGAUCUUGACGAACCCAUCUUCAAAUCGAUGAAUGCAGAACGUUUGAAGGGCAUCCAGACUGUGAUCAACUCCGCCGAAUCCGUUCUCUGGGUAACCACAGGAUGUAAAGCAGAUGAACCAUACGCCAACAUGGCAAUAGGAUUAGGUCGAUCAAUCAUUUCUGAAAUGCCUCAUUUGAACUUGCAAUUUUUGGAUGUCGACUUGAAGGGAAAUGCUGCUAAGAUAAUUGGGGAGACACUAGUUCGACUUGAGGUUGCAACCGACCUGAUAGAUACACGCAGAGAGAACUUGUUGUGGUCAAUUGAGCCAGAGAUGAUUUAUGAAAACGGGCAAUUAUAUCUUCCAAGAGUGAAGCCAACUAAGAAGUUGAAUGACGUGUUAAACGCUACACGUCGUGUUGUCACGGAAGAGGUUCCUUUGGCAUCGAAACAAGUGUCAAUAACACCUCAAUCUGUCGGCAAUCGCUUUAACCUCGAAGUCCAAGAGGCAGUCACGGAUCGUCUGGAUAGCGAAAACGAGUUGGAAAUUUCCGUCUCCUUCUCGUCUCUGUAUACCGUGAACAUUGACGGUGAUUUCCUUUACAUUAUCUUAGGAAAAACAAAAUCCGGAUCAUCAAUCCUCGCCCUUUCCACGUCGAACCAAUCACUCGUCACUGUCCCCAAGAACUGGACCAUUCCAGCCAGUCAAGUUACCCCUGAGUAUCUCGAAAGUGCUAUGGCUUACCUCUUAGCAAAGCAGGUAUUGAACAAAGAUGCAUCAAGCGUUUUGCUUCACGAACCAAGUUUUGCAUUAAGUCAAGCCGUGGAAUCAAUAGCUGAAGCGGGUGAAAAGUCCAUUUCGAACACUGCAAGCACCAAGUCGUCUGCCACGUCAAUCCAAAAUUGUAUCAUGGUUCAUCCCACUUUGUCUAAACGUGCCAUCCGAGACUUAUUACCAGCCUCAAUUCAAUCAUUCGUCGACAUUAGUGGUACCGGCAAGCAUGUCAAAGAGGCGCUGACAAAAUCCACCAGCAUAGUCGAAAUUGAUGGUUUCCUAGGUGUCAUGCCAGCAAAGUCUCCGUCCUUUGUCAACCCAUCAAGCAUUCUCGCUGAUGUUGUCUCUUAUGCAGAUUCAACCAAAACCAAGGAUAUUGAAGGAAGAUUUUUGCUGGAUGCCGGGAGCAUAAAACAUGGUCAUAUUUCUUCAUUCUCUCCGCUUUCCGUCGUAGAUUGGACGAGAAACACAACUCUGACUGUUGAUGUCAAGCCAUUCUCUCAAAACCAAAUUUUUGAGAAGAACAAGAGUUACUUAUUAGCAGGUUUGACUGGAGAUUUGGGACAAUCAAUCUGUAGAUGGAUGGUUGGAGCUGGGGCUAGAUACAUCAUUAUUGGUAGUCGAUCCGUCAAAUCUGGCACUCCAUGGCAACAAGAAUUGGAAAGGAUGGGUGCAACUGUUCUCGUCUACACGAUUGAUUUUACCGACAAGGCAGCAGUCGCCAAGUUGCGUGAAGAGGCCAUCAAGACCAUGCCGCCAAUCGCAGGAGUGAUGAACGGAUGUAUGGUCUUGGAUGACAAACCAUUCUCAGAUAUGCCUUUUGAAACACUCGAGCGGGUCACUCGUCCCAAAGUACUCAGUACUAUCAAUAUUGAUGCUGUAUUUGGAUUGGAACUCGACUUCUUCGUAUUAUUCUCCAGUUUGGCCGCCGUUAACGGAAUUCCUGGACAAUCAAAUUACGCCGCCGCAAAUAUGUACAUGGCCGCACUCGCAGAGCAACGUCGCAAGCGUGGGGGUGUCGCAUCGGUUAUUCAUAUUGGUAUGAUUCUCGGAGUUGGAUAUGUUGAACGAUCAGGUCGAUUCACCGAAUCUGCUUUGCGCAGUUAUAAUUAUCUCACGAUUCCCGAACAUGAAUUCCUCCAGGUAUUAUCCGAAGCAGUGCAAUCAGGACACCCAGCCAGCAAUCGUUGUCCUGAAAUCAUUAUUGGUAUGGUCGCUCCCUUGACGGGUGAAGAACGCGAUAAACCUCGAUGGCAUGCUAAUCCUCGAUUCUCAUUCGUUAUGAAUGAUUUCACCAAGGAGGAGAGCGACUCUCAAGGUGAGGUUGAAGUGCCGACCAAGGAACAACUUGCAAAAGCGCAAACAAAGGAUGAGGUAUUAGGUGUUAUGCAGAAAUGCUUCGCGAAGCAGUUGGAGCUUAUCCUGCAGGCAGAUCCGGGGUCAAUCGAUGAGAAUGCGCCUUUGACGCAAUUGGGUAUUGAUUCUUUGAUUGCAGUCGAGAUUCGAAGUUGGUUCUUGAAGGAGGUGGGCGUAUCUCUUCCUGUUUUGAAAAUAUUGGGUGGUGCUGCGGCUAAAGAUUUAUGUGAAUUGGCUUGUGAGGAGUUCAAGGUUACUGAAUAG